AUUCUAGAGAGAUAAGAGUGAGAGAGAAGAGAAGAGGAGAGAAGAUCCAAAAGCGUGGGAAAAUCAAAUUAGGGUUUUACGAUAAUGGUUGAUACUGUCGACAAAUUAGGUUACUUCCAAGCGAUUACAGGUCUUGAAGAUGCCGAUUUGUGCACUGAGAUCCUUCAAGCUCAUGGUUGGGACCUAGAACUCGCAAUCUCUUCAUUCACAUCUUCUGAUCAUGACGCUUCGUCUUCCGCCGUCGAUGGUGGUAACAAUCACGAUCACGAUAACGCCGCCGUGACUCCUGAUUAUCAACCUCGUGGGAUCGUUGACGAUACAGAGCUUGUUAUGCGUGAUGAUGGAGGAGACAAUCGAGGUCCAGGAGUGGCGUGGAGGAUUAUUACUUUACCGAUUUCGAUUGUUUCUGGUAGCUUAGGGUUAGUUUCUGGAGCGAUCGGGUUAGGGAUUUGGGCUGCUGGUGGUGUUUUAUCGUAUUCCUUUGGUAUGUUAGGGUUUAGAUCAGGGAGAGGUGGUGGUUCGGCUGAUUCGUCGUCGGCGGCUCGGCUUGUUUCGGUUUCUUCGGCUGCUGGUGAAGCAAUGGAGUUUGUUGCUUUGUUUGAUAGAGAUUAUUGGAGUAAUAAUAAUGCUUUUAAGAUUGAUUUUGUAGUGGAAGGAUUUAUGGAUGCGCUUCAGCGAUCUAGGAGCUCGUUUAAGCUCUUGUUUGUUUACUUGCAUUCUCCAGAUCAUCCUGAUACACCUGUGUUUUGUGGUGGGACGCUUUGUAAUGAAGCGGUUGUAGCGUUUGUUAAUGAGAAUUUUGUUUCGUGGGGAGGUAGUAUUCGAUCUAGUGAAGGAUUUAAGAUGAGUAAUAGCUUGAAAGCAUCGAGGUUUCCGUUUUGCGCUGUUGUUAUGCCUGCUGCUAAUCAGAGAAUUGCUCUUCUUCAGCAGGUCGAGGGACCAAAAUCUCCAGAAGAAAUGCUUGCUAUACUCCAGAGAGUAGUAGAAGAUAGUUCACCUACUCUGGUAACUGCUAGGGUUGAGGCGGAAGAAAGAAGAACCAAUCUGCGUCUGAGAGAGGAACAAGAUGCUGCUUACCGGGCUGCUCUUGAAGCCGAUCAAGCAAGGGAGCGAGAGAGACGGGAAGAGGAAGAGCGUUUAGAGAGGGAAGCUGCUGAGGAAAAAGAGGCUCAGGAGAGAGCAGAACGUGAAGCUGCAGAGAAAGAAGCUGCUAGAGUGAGAAUGAGACAAGAGAAAGCACUUGCUCUUGGAGAUGAACCUGAGAAAGGCCCUGAUGUUACACAAGUUUUGGUACGGUUCCCGAAUGGAGAAAGAAAAGGGAGGAUGUUUAAGAGCGAAACCAAGAUCCAGACAUUGUACGACUACGUUGAUUCACUUGGAGUCUUAGAUACAGAAGAGUACAGCUUAAUCACAAACUUCCCAAGGACAGUGUACGGAAGAGACAAAGAGUCAAUGUCACUAAAAGACGCAGUAACAAAUCCCAAAGAUCUGCCAAACCAAUCCUCUGCCUCAUCAUCUUCAUCAUCGGAACCAAGAGAUGAAACAGAGGAUCUUCAUUUACCAAUCUCCGGCGAAGAAGAAGAAGAAGAAGAGAACUCACCAAUCCGACAAGUAGCACUCACUGUUCCAACAACAGAUGAUCCUUCAUUACCUGUCUUAACAUUUCGCAUGUGGGUCUUAGGAACUCUUUCUUGCAUCCUCUUGUCGUUUCUCAAUCAAUUCUUCUGGUAUAGAACAGAACCUCUCACUAUCUCCGCCAUCUCCGCUCAAAUCGCCGUCGUACCACUUGGUCGUCUUAUGGCUGCUAAAAUCUCUGAUAGAGUCUUCUUCCAAGGAUCAAAGUGGCAAUUCACGUUGAAUCCAGGACCGUUUAAUGUGAAGGAGCAUGUGUUGAUCACUAUUUUCGCUAACGCCGGAGCUGGAUCUGUUUACGCAAUACACGUUGUUACAGUCGUGAAAGCGUUUUACAUGAAGAACAUAACGUUCUUUGUGUCUUUCAUCGUUAUUGUUACCACUCAAGUGUUAGGUUUUGGUUGGGCCGGAAUAUUCAGGAAAUACCUCGUUGAACCGGCGGCGAUGUGGUGGCCGGCGAAUCUUGUUCAAGUCUCACUAUUUAGAGCUUUGCACGAGAAAGAAGAACGGACCAAAGGAGGGCUGACACGUACACAAUUCUUCGUGAUAGCAUUCGUUUGCAGUUUCGCUUAUUAUGUCUUUCCGGGCUACUUAUUUCAGAUCAUGACUUCGUUGUCGUGGGUUUGUUGGUUCUUUCCAUCAUCAGUUAUGGCCCAACAAAUCGGGUCCGGUCUUCACGGGUUAGGUGUUGGAGCCAUAGGACUCGACUGGUCAACCAUUUCUUCUUACUUGGGUAGUCCACUCGCUAGUCCAUGGUUUGCUACGGCUAAUGUGGGUGUGGGAUUUGUGCUGGUGAUAUAUGUCUUGGUACCAAUAUGCUAUUGGCUCGAUGUGUAUAAGGCUAAGACCUUCCCUAUAUUUUCGAGCUCUCUUUUUACGAACCAGGGUUCAAAGUACAACAUCACAUCCAUUAUAGACUCUAAUUUCCACCUUGACCUCCCAUCUUACGAGCGUGAAGGCCCUUUGUAUCUUUGCACUUUCUUCGCCAUUAGUUACGGUGUUGGUUUUGCCGCUUUAAGCGCUACCAUCAUGCAUGUUGCUCUCUUCCAUGGAAGGGAGAUAUGGGAGCAAAGUAAGGAGAGUUUUAAAGAAAAGAAAUUGGAUGUACACGCGAGGCUAAUGCAAAGGUACAAACAAGUUCCAGAGUGGUGGUUUUGGUGCAUACUCGUUACCAAUGUUGGAGCCACAAUCUUUGCUUGUGAGUAUUACAAUGACCAACUUCAAUUACCAUGGUGGGGUGUUCUAUUGGCAUGUACCGUCGCCAUUAUCUUUACACUUCCUAUUGGUAUCAUCACCGCCAUCACCAACCAGGCGCCAGGAUUGAACAUAAUUACAGAAUAUAUCAUAGGAUAUAUCUAUCCAGGAUAUCCAGUUGCAAAUAUGUGCUUUAAAGUAUAUGGAUACAUAAGUAUGCAACAAGCCAUCACUUUUCUUCAAGACUUCAAACUUGGUCACUACAUGAAGAUUCCACCUAGAACCAUGUUCAUGGCACAGAUUGUUGGAACACUCAUCUCAUGUUUGGUUUACCUCACAACGGCUUGGUGGCUAAUGGAGACAAUCCCCAACAUAUGUGAUUCGGUUUCUAACUCGGUUUGGACUUGUCCAUCCGAUAAAGUCUUCUACGAUGCAUCCGUUAUAUGGGGACUUAUUGGACCUCGUAGAAUCUUUGGAGAUCUUGGUUUAUACAAAUCCGUUAAUUGGUUCUUCCUUGUCGGCGCUAUAGCCCCGGUUCUUGUAUGGUUGCCCGCUUUAUACUUAAAACGUAUUUGCGACUCGAUUCGAUUGGGAAAUGGCGAAGGCAUUUCCAAUGCUAGAGUUUGGUGGCUGGAUUUGGUGCAUCUGUUCGUAAAGAUCAUUUUUUACCUCUCAUAUACAGUAUGAGAUUGUUGUUUAUAGUGUAAAGAUGGUUCAUUAGUAGGGUGACGCUAUUCAACUAUUCGAUUUGAUUAUUUCAGUUUCUUUUAAGUUGGUCUUGAGUUUUCGAAAUUUCAUUAUCAAUUGAAACUUUGUUUUCCUAGUUCGGUUCAAUUUUGGUUAAAAGAUAAAAUGCUAUGUUUUCC
Molecule: messenger RNA, 3692 nt
Organism: Arabidopsis arenosa
Lineage: Eukaryota; Viridiplantae; Streptophyta; Magnoliopsida; Brassicales; Brassicaceae
Source: the annotation of a GenBank genome assembly